ACUCACUUGGACCUGGUGCACGUUGGGCCGGAUGACUGGAUGAUGGAGCCUGCUCUGCAUUCCAAGCGACCUUGGCGAGCUGUGCUUGCUCGUCGGAGAUGGAGGAUCGGGUACAAUGCGGGCGGCGGUCCGGAUUACAAGCAGACGACGGCAGUGAACCCGCAGUUUCACAUUCAAAUACCGCGGUCGGGCCACACCAAGUGCCACAUGGUGGUGUCCGUGACGCAGGAGUACAAGACCCAGCUGUGCCACUCGAUGCGAGGCGGUCUUUUGGACGGCAAAAAGCUUCACCGGCACGACCUCGGCUUUUCCCACGCGCCGAGUGAAAACCUUCAGGCCAUUGGUUUCGCCGUCUACGAAGUGCCAGCCAACAUGACCCGACUGACGACCGGCUUUUGCGUCGAACAAGAACCGAUCGACGUGACGACGCAUUCAGUGGCCCGGGAAACGGCCACGUUUUUCACUCUGCCGCCAGGAAACUACAUUGUGGUGCCGCAAACGGCGCAGCCCAAUUCCGAGUCCCGCUUCCUGCUGCGUAUCUUCACCGACAAGCAGACCAACAUCUGGGAGGUCAACGAGGACAACAUGAUCUUCCGGCCCGUCAGCAUGACCCACUUUGAUGAUCACCAGGUCCUGGAUCCUCAGGCCGAGGGCCGCAACGUGCUGAACAAGGUAUUAUUCAAAUAUUGCUCGGAAAUUGAUGCCCAGGCUCUGAUGAAAAUUUUCAAGUCGCACUGGAAAACCUUUUUGCUGGAAAAACCGAAUCUGGAGCUUUGCAAAAGCUUGAUAAUGCUGCGGGAUUACAACAUCAGUGGACGCGUGAUGUUGAAGGAUAUUCCGCCGCUCCUACAGACAUUGCAGUACUGGAGGGCUGCAUUCCUCAAGUUUGAAAGCCCGAAAAACAGCUGCAAGGCGUUGAGCUACCAUUUACGGCCGCUGCUGUGGGAGGCCGGUUUGACCGUGUCCAACAAAGUGCUGGAGUGUCUGGUGCUGCGUUUCGCUUUGAGGGCGUCGCAGGCCAUAUCGGCCACGUCUUUCUUGUUGGCUGUCAUACGACUGCACUUGGCGCACGAUGAUUUUAAUGACUAUAUACUCAUGAAAGUGCGACGGUUGUGGAAUCAGGACGAAUGCUUUAAGCCGUUACCAAGAAUCGUGAAGAAAACUGGAGGAAGAGUUGUCCGUUUUGCUGUUCAGAACGACAAUACGUUAUUGCGAAGUUUACCCGUGAUAAUUUGUUCGAGAGCUGGUUCCGGAAACAGCAUGUCCGAAUUAGAUCAUGAAGAGAUUCGAAGGAGACGUUUGGCCCGUUUGAUGGCGAGUGAAUCACCUGCGUCUCAGCAAUCUUCAUCGGGUCCGGUCCCGAAUGCCUCACAAGCUGAAGAUGCCUCUUCCUCCUCCAUUGCGUCAGACUCGAAGGAUGAAGCUAUAGGCACGGACCAAUCGACUGAGGAUUCUUCAGAAGCUGUCUCUGACAUGAGUCAAGCCGCAGCAGAAACAUACAACCGACUCAUGGAGCCAGAACCUGCUGUAAAUCAGGAAACUCCGGCUGUGAAUUCCCAAAAUGAAAAGCCUGGCUCUCAUGACAUGGAUUUCAGUCAGGAUUCUGCCGUCGAUUGCAGUAUUCAAACGUCAAUAGACGGAGAUGCAAUGGAUCUCGAUGAUGGGAAUGCGCAAGGAACGGACAAAUCUUCAGUUAUGAGAAAAGACGCGAGCAACUUGGUGAAGGACGUUCUAAAUUUGUUGGAACCUGAUGCGAAUAUGGAAACCAUGGAAAUUGAUGAUUCUCAUGGGCCAGUUCUUAUUCAAAGUGAACUGAGCCCUCAAAACUUAUUGGAUAUAAUUUGUGGAACUUUUCGCGUCGCCAUUUCCCCGUCAGCCGCAGCCAAAGCGAAUAGCUCGGGGACUGGCAAAGGAAUUCCCGGUUUUAUAAAACCACUGCCGUUGUCACCAGUGGUGUAUAUCUCGACUGUCGCUAAUUUCCUCCAAGAAUAUGUCGAGAGCAAGAAAUCUCAGUCUUCAAACUCAUUUGUGAUGAAUCCUGAGGAUCUAGUCCAGGAAGUUAUGGUUGGAGUUCUUGAGUGGAUUUCUGGUAUCGGCGAUGCAGUUUCUUCGAUCGGAUCUGCAUCAGAUUCAGAAGAAGCCACCUUUGUUCCUGAAAAAUUGUGGAUAAACACGGUUUCUGACGAGGAUUCAGAUUAUGGAGCUCCAAAAGGCCAGUAUCCGGGGGCCUUGAAAUUACUACCGGAAGCCCAGCAUUUGGAACCGGAACUCGAUUACCACUGCCGCGUUUUGCAAUAUAUUAUGCAAACCUAUGCAAUUGCGCAUUCGGAGGAACAUGCCAGAACUACUAAAAGUCCCGUUAAAGAACUUUUCCAGUAUAUCAAGCAACUGUGCAUACGAUACAGUGGCCUGUUGCUGACCGGGGCGCAGCCGUUUUCUCAGAACAAAAAGACUGCAAAAGAGCGUAGCCCACAUUUGCUGCUAAGCUUUUUUAUCAAAGACCGACUGCCUCAGUCAUAUCUUCACGAUCUUGUGUGCAGUUCUAAGGGAAAACCAAAAACACUCAAGGCCUUAAUUCAACCACUCCUACUUGGAGUGUACGACAUGGCGAGACGGACAACUUUGUCGAAUGAAAAUUGCCGGAUUCCGAUCCAGAUUCUGGCUUUCUUCUGCGAUAACGAUUCGCCGCACGGUUUUGGUCAGAUAUUCGUGCAACAAAUUGCUCAGACGGAAAUGUGGUUACCCAAGCCAUUGCUCUCUGGGUGCUAUGGACGGGAAGUUGUGACGCUUUCGUAUCUUGGACCGUUUUUAUCAUUGUCCCCAUAUUUACCGGAUGAUCCAAUGAUAUCGAAGCGAUAUUUCGAAAAUGCUGUUUCGGGAUCGGAAGAGUGUAAAUUCUCCCAAAAUGCACUUCGAGCGACGAUUUAUGAUAUCCGAAAAUCCACCUACGAAGUUCUUCGAGCAAUGGCAAUCGUGUCGGAGUCUCGUGAGCUGUUCCUGCGUUACGUGGCUGCCGUUGUGCGUGCCAACGAACGCCGUUGUCAGAUGCAAUUCGAUGAGCAGAAGCUAUCUUCAGACGGUGCUCUCCUCAACUUCCUGGCCGCGCUUCAGCCCUUCGCGUCGAAAGUCAGAUUACCCAAGAUAAAUGCCGCGUAUCCGCACGCGUUCCAGACUCUCGUGAACGUUCAAUUCCUUGCCAAGAUCGGCAUGGAUGCGGGCAAAUACGCUGCUUAUCGGGAAAUGCUGGCUUGCGGACUGCCGGAAACGAGUACUUCUUCCGGUGGGGUCGUGGAUUUGAAGAGCCAGUCUUUGGCUGCUGUACAGCGGGCUUCGAGGCGAACUGGUGAACCGGAAGCUCCGCCUGUAGCCGGCGCGAAGGCUGUGUUGACUUACAGUGAAAUCAACUUUUCCACGCACGUUUGGUUCCUCGCCAUUCAUGCGCAUCACAUCGCGCUCUUACCUGCCAUACGGUAUUACCUGAAGACGUUCAGGAACUUACGAAACUACUUCAGGCUCGUGGAAGAGCUGACAUCCACGCAAGACGAGUGGAAGAAUACGGCGGCCGCCCGCAGGAACACGAACCUUCUGAAUUCAUACCAAAUGCAUAUCAAAAGACUGGCAAGAACAAGAAUGUGCGCAGAAGUGUCGAUCCUGGACGAAAACUUUUUGACUCAAUGCCUCAUGUUCUACGAAAAGCUUUGCGAGUUCAUGGUGGACUUGGCUUGGGACUCUCAUCAAGAUUGCGGUUGUUUGUGGUACGAGGACAAGUUGAUGCAGUGUGGGCGGUUGAAUUGUGCUCCGUUGGCGUUGGCUUCAUUGCCCGAGUUUUACGUGGAAGAUGUUGCGGAGUUUUUGUUGUUUCUGGCGAAUUGGAAGCAAAAUCUAUUGUUGAGUCAGAUCCCGAAUGUGAACAACUUCUUGCUGUUGUUCAUCUUCCGGUCGAAGUGGGUGAGUAACCCGUACUUGGUUGCGAAGCUGAUCGAGGUGCUGUUCGUGGCUGUGCCAGAGUUGCAGUCCAAUCAGUCGACUCCGACGUACUUUUCUAACGUCGUAUCGUCCAGAGUGGCGAUUGACAAUCUUGGACCUGCUCUGAUGAGCUUUUACACUCAGGUUGAAAGAACUGGAGCGAGUUCUGAAUUCUACGACAAAUUUUCUAUUCGAUACCACAUCAGUGUUAUUCUACGCGCUCUUUGGAGUGAUUCAGAUCACAGGAAAACCAUCGUCGAUUCCUCAAAAUCGAAGGAAUUUGUGAAAUUUGUGAACAUGCUGAUCAACGACACUACCUACUUAUUGGACGAAAGCAUUGCUUGUCUUGGAAGAAUUGCUAAGGUGCAAGGGGUUAUGGAAGGCGAAGGCUGGGCUACGAUGCCUGCAGAUCAGCGCCAAACCCAUGUUCGUCAGUUGUCGACCGACGAACGACAAUGCAAGUCUUACCUGACGCUGGCACGAGAGACUGUGGAUCUAUUCCAGUGUCUCACACAGUGGAUUAAAGAGCCUUUUUUGCGUCCCGAGGUUGUGGAUCGAUUGGCCGCCAUGUUGAACUUCAACAUAUCCCAGUUAUGCGCGAAAGGGAGAUUCCUGCAAGUCAAGAACCCGAAGAAGUAUUCCUGGGAUCCGGUUCAACUCACGGCACAAUUGAUGAGUAUUUACACGGCAUUGGAAUCGGAAGCAUUUGCCGUUGCUAUUGCGAGUGAUGAGAGGUCUUUCAACCGAGAUUUGAUGAUGAUGUUGGCGAGGGAAAUGUCGAAGAUGAGGUCGGACUGCCCAGAGACGCUGUUCGCAUUCAAACGCUUGGUAACGAACGCGCACUCUGUUUGGCUAAAAAGGAUGAAAUUGGAGCUUGAUCUCAGCGAUGCACCUGAUGAGUUCAGAGAUCCUGUGAUGGAUACUAUUAUGGAAGACCCCGUUGAGCUUCCCACGUCGGGUAAAAUUAUGGACCGGUCUACGAUUGUGCGCCAUUUGCUCAACUCUGCGACUGAUCCGUUCAAUCGGCAGCACCUGACGGAAUGUAUGCUUGUACCGGUCCCAGCGCUGAAGGACUCGAUCCGAGAAUGGAUUGAAACAAAACGCAGUGCGCUGGAAAAGCCGAAGGACUCGGAACGCGAUUCCAUGCCGCCAUUGGACGAUUCUGCUGAGAAAUCAGACAGUGUCGCCUCACAUUGCCAACCAGAACCAGUCGCUGACCCCGUGUCAACACAGGAAGUGGCUCCAGCAUCAGAUGACGCUAUGGAUACAAGUGGUGUUCUAGAGGAAGGCUCCCAUGAAUGAAAACGUUUCAAUGUGUUUUAUUUUCCCCGUGUAUCGAUGUUUGCAUUGUGUUUUCAAGAUUGUUUUCCCUACUUGUGCUACCACGGAACGUUUUGCGUUGCAGGUUUUUCUUUUUUGCUGAUGCAACAUGUGUUCUUUAUUGUAUACCGUCUGAUCGUGCGUUGGAGUUCGGGAUGCUUUGAGGUCAUCUGGGUAGAAACCGGUAGAGAAGUCCGUAUGAUGGGCUAGAAGUGCAAUUCUUUCUGCAGAGUGCAUCGAGACGUAGGUUUUGUAUGAAAACUGCUGCGUCCGUUUGAAAUUUAGACCUGAGCGUUCAGCAUUGAUUCUUCGAUAUUUUUUUGCAUUCAAUAAAAAAUAAGGUUCAGUAUAACGUGGAUGAGUUUUUCUCAAAAACUGGAAAAACAGUGUUCCGCGCUAAUUUCCGAGUUUCGCCUGCUGACCUGUAUUUACUCGAGCCUGUACGAUUUUUUUGGCGGUCGAUGGAAGAUUAUCAUCCUUUCUUUCCAUUCGAUGAAAGCGAUCUUCCGAUAAAAUCCAUUUGAAAGUCAGGAACGUCGAUUCACACGUCUUUUUGUCGUCGACUACGUCAUGCUUGUCUUCAGUGUCGUUUGGGGUGAUCUGUCAAAAGCUGCGCUUGUGUUUCAGUGCACUGUGAGGAACUCUUGAAAUGUGGUAGCUCUUGUGGGAAACAUCUUAAUCGACCGACUGUUCCUGCGUGAUGUCAGUGCUGGGGUGGGUGUAUCGUGAUUCACGGAAAUGGUGAACCGUCAAGAAAGUUCCCGUGAUAAGAUUGUGACGGAAGAGGUGGUUGAUGGGAGAAGAACUAGUGUGGAUUUUUAUUAAGAAGUAUUCGGCCCUCCUUUUUUUGAUUUGCGGUUCUCGUGACCUGAAUGCGUGAAUGUGUGCGAUUUUUUUUUCGUGUGUAAAAUAAUAAAGUGAUGGGGCGCCCCAAAGUUUUCAGCGAUUUCUGUCAUUUUGACUAGUGGAACGCGGCAGGUUUUCAUCCGAUUUUUUUUUUCAAGUGGAAGGGAUGGAUGUGACCGUGUAUUGAAUUGAUACAGUGCAAACAGGAAAUAAACGUUUUUUAAUUAA
Messenger RNA from Notodromas monacha, 6360 nucleotides. The record is from the annotation of a GenBank genome assembly. NCBI's taxonomy places the organism in Eukaryota, Metazoa, Arthropoda, Ostracoda, Podocopida, Cyprididae.